AUGGACACACGAGCCAACGGAGACAGACCCACAGACACAAAGGCAGGCACUCAGCAGACAGGCACAUAGGCACGCUGUGGAUGAUCACCCAAGGAGCCACACAAAGACACCGAGGCGCUCAAGAGGCUCAGAUAACACACAGAGAGACAAGCACACAUACAGCUAGCUCCCUGCUGGAAUGAAGAGGGGUUUCCUGAGGGGAGAGCGUGUGGUUGAUCCGAGGUGUGUUUGCUGGUGGCUGCAGACCUGCCGCCCUCUUUCCUCCCCAUGCGGGCGCUUUCCCCCAGAGGCUCUGAGUCCUGGUUGCUCCUACUGCGGGAUGGAGACGCAUGCUUUCUGGCUAGUGCAACUUUUCCUUUUCACGCUGUGGGUUAAUGGUCUAAUGACACUUGGAUUUACAGGUGCACAUCAACAAGUGAUCGUCUGCAAUGAAUCGCUCAUGUUAGAAAAGUUGCCCAGAUGUGGAAAAUCCUUUGAAGAGAUGAUGAAGAAAGUGGACUCUAAAAAAUGGUGCAACCUAACAGAAUUUAUUCCGAUAACCCUUACCUCAGGACCACAGAAAACUUCACAUGUAAGACAAAUUUGGAUAGAAAAGGGAUUAACAAAACAAAGAUAUAAUACAGGACGAUAGACUGGCCUCCUUCAAUUUUAUGUGCAACAAAUAUCAGCUACCGCUAUCCCACAGUUCCUUCUUUCAGCAGCUAUACUCAAGGAUUUAAAUAGGGAUAGGGAACAAUUGGUCUGUUUCAACUCUCUCACCUCUAGAAGAACAUGUUAAGAAACAUGGAAACAAAAGUCGCUUUGUAGGAAUUACUUAUAGGUGGCUUACUGCUUCGCAUUACCCUCCCAAUCUCAGUCUCAAAGAAAAAUCAGAAAGUUAACUUAGCCUUACUAUCACAACAGAAACCUGUGGCGAUAUCCUGCUUAAUGUGAAAUAUACUUCAAAUGCCUUAUUCUUGCGAUUCUUCCAGAACAAGAUAAUAAACAGGUAUUACUGAACACCAGAAUAUUUGUUUAAAGCUAGAUUGGGAACACAUAGUGAAUGCUGGAAAUGCAAAAUGCCCCCAUGCCAACCUUUCAUACAUCCUCUAUACCUGUCAAAAAUGCAUGUGUUCUGGAAUACCGUAUUCAGUGCUCUCUCAACAACAUUGUGUUGCUAUUUUUUCCUUCUUCAACCUUAUGUAUGUUAUGGGUGCUGAAUGAGUUGGUAUUACCAGUUAAAAAAUGGAUUGCAGUAACUAUUUUAGUGGCCCAAAGAGUUAUUUUGAGAAAAUGGAAAUCUGCAAUUCCUAUCUCAUACACAGACUGGCUUAGUGAACUCUCUACUACUGCCUUAAUGGAAACAAUGAUUCUGUCUAAUAGAAAUGCUUGGAAAAAAUAUGAAGAUGUCUGGUCACACAUGAAACUAUUGCAUGCUUUUUGCAGUUUAGUAUAUAUUAGUCCCCAACACUCAUAGGUUAUGUUCUCACUUAUUUAUCUAUUUAAUCACUUCAACAAUUGAUGGACCUCUACAGGGUCAGAGUUUUGCUUGUUUGUUUUGUUUUUGUUUUUUUCCAGGUUUUACAAAUAAUGAACACUGAAUUUUGUUAUUUAUAUGGUAUUUCAAUCUUGUGCAUGAUUACAUAUGUUUU
This is a messenger RNA of Trachemys scripta elegans, 1631 nucleotides long. RefSeq names its product receptor activity modifying protein 3 (gene RAMP3). The record is from RefSeq and is a predicted model, not a curated record. NCBI's taxonomy places the organism in Eukaryota, Metazoa, Chordata, Testudines, Emydidae. Bases 179 to 631 code for a protein of 150 amino acids. The transcript has 5 exons.